Messenger RNA from Dicrocoelium dendriticum, 4801 nucleotides. Lineage: Eukaryota; Metazoa; Platyhelminthes; Trematoda; Plagiorchiida; Dicrocoeliidae. The record is from the annotation of a GenBank genome assembly.
CCUGUUCCUCAAGACGGUGGCCGACUACAUUGCCGCUGCCGUCUGUCAGAUAUUUCAUCACUCCCUGGAAGCUGGACGACUCCUGAUUGCUUGGAAAUUGGGGACCGUUAAACCUAUAUACAAGGGUGGUGAUCGUCAAGAUCCUGCAAGCUAUCGACCUAUCUGUCUAACGUCCGUACUAUGCAAAUUAAUGAAUAGGAUUCUCAAGCGCGACCUGCAGCUUCACUUCGAAAACGUAAAUAUCAUCUCUUGUGCUCAGCAUGGCUUUCGGCGGGUACACUCAUGUACCUCGAACCUACUUUUUGCUAAGGAGAACUGGGUGAGGUCGUUAGAUGCUGGGAAACGCCUGGAUGUGAUUUUUGUAGACCUCAGCAAGACGUUUGACAAGGUCUUUUAUGAAAGGCUCCUCCUUAAACUCUGUGGUACCGGUGUCUCUGGGAAUGUCCUUUCUUGGAUCGCUGAUUUUUUGGAUGGCCGGACCAUGCGAGUCAAGGUGAAUGAAGCCUACUCCGCUCAUGUGCUCAUGACUAGCGGUGUUCCCCAAGGAUCGGUACUUAGUCCUGAACUGUUCAAAAUAUUCAUCAAUGACUUCCCAUCGGAGCUUCAGAUGGAUUGUCUGAUUUACGCCGAUGACAUGAAGCUGUGGAUGGAGGUAUCCUGUCUCGAGGAUGGUGACAGAUUGCAGGCAUCAUUGGACAUGCUACAUGACCGGUCAGUCAACUGUCAAUUGCCCAUAAAUCAUGAAAAAUGCUCAGUUCUCCCCAUAGGCUCCCCUGAACCGUUCAGGAUAUACCAUAUUGGUGGGGUUUUACUCAAAACCACCAUUCUUGUGAAAGAUCUUGAUGUGCUUGUCUCACAUAAUUUACGAACCACAGAAGACACACUACGGAGGGUUGUCGCUGCCAACAAGAUGUCCCAUGCCAUACGGAAGGCCUUGUGGCGACUGACUGCGGAAAUCUUCGGAAUCCUGUUUACUUUCCAUGUGCGCCCGAUCCUUGAAUACAGAAUACCCGCCACCUGUCCUCUUACCAAUUUCGAGUGUGACAUGAUUGAGUAGGUCCAGCGGCGUGCUUCGAAAUCCAUACUGGAGUUAAGGGACUUGCCUUAUCCUCUCCGACUACAGCGGAUGCACCUGUUCACCCUGGAAUAUCGUCGGAGUAGAGGUGAUCUGAUUAUUACUAGGAGAAUUAUGAGGGGAAAAUGUGGAUGGAGCUACAAGCGUUCUUUCAAGUCAACACUAAUAGUUCCACUCGGGAGCACAACUGUAAACUAUUUAAACCCAGAGGACUCAGAGUUAGGUCAGGUCAGGUCAGGUCAGAUGGACGAUAGAGGCUUCCGCCUAACGAGCGUCCAGUUCUUGUGCCGAUAAGUGAAGCGGCCCCCGGCACUUCGAUGUUGGAUUGUCUCUUCUUGCUUCUGCAAUGGAAUGAAGCAAGAACAAGAGCAAUCUCUGCAUUUUCAUAUGCCAGCAUCAAAAUACACUAUAUAUACCAGUACAACUACAAUAGCUCUGGAAAAAGGAUGGACCAACAAUUGUCUAAGCCCCUUUUGAAGGCUACUACGGUCUCAGACUCCACUGAAUCAGAAGGAAGUUUAUUCCAGUAGUUAACUACUCGGUUCGUAAAAAACUUUGCCGCUCCACUCUCGCUCUAUCAACCCGCAUUGUAAAUGACUGGAACGGCUUGCCAAAACAUGUUGUCGACGCGCAGACUGAGGAAUCUUUCAAGCGAUUUCCGGAUUCUCACUUGAUGAGUAAGCUGGGACCUUGCUUCUUGCAAUGUAGCUGUUACGGCCACUUGUGGAAUACCGUGUCGUAGCGACUCACGGCAUCCACUCAAUGAUCGGGAAGUGAAUGAGCUGACAAAGGACUUUUCUUCUGCUCUCUACAAUCCAAUGAACAGUCGCGCAUGGACUGAGUGUACUACGUGGAUGCCCACCUCUACGCAGAAACGAACCGGUGAUGUGGUUGCAAACGAGUCGCGCAGACCACUCGGCCACCAGCCGAUAGUAGAUCUUGGCAGUCACUGAUUGGCUAUGGUGUUAUGCGGUUUUCGUUUUAGAUUCAUCAAAAUCUCAAAUUGUCCUCUUAAUUCUUUGUUAAAUGAUAAGCUGGAGAAAGAACGUUGAUUUAGCUUUUUAUUGUUCUGGUCCCAGUUGAAGUUGAACCUGAAGAUGCCUUCCUCCUUUUGCUGCUGGAGUUACACUGUCAACAUUACCACUGGCGCUUCUCGACCUACCCAAUGCGCGCGUUUGCAACAUUGAACCUAUUGUCUCAUUUUACCACUCGCGCGCACAACAUGAUGAACUACCGCUCCGCCUUGGAACUUUCAAACAAGAAUGACAGUAACGAAGCUUUAACGCCUUUGAUGUAUGCGAAUUAAAAUGCACCGGUACACUCGCAACCCUUUCAUCCGAGCUUCUAUCUCACACAAUAUGGCAACCUGUUCCCCUACUUGGCGGUUUAUCUGCCUUCUCAUAGUUCCCCCGACCCGUUUACAAGUCGGUUCAGUUGUGGUGCAGUGUCUACACAGCGAUGGGCUGUGCGGCAGAUUCGGCCAUGCAUACCAAUUGAGACUGCUGGAUAUCUAACUAAAGGUGGCUGUUUGAAUUAUGUUCGAUGCUCAGUUAUCUGCGGAGUAGUGGCUGAUCGUGACGCUUCGAAAGGAGAACCGUUAGGCAGCUGUCUUGCCGACGACACCUUAUCAUUACACGAUAGCCAGCUGUUUGUGACUGUUAUUGGCAAUUUUUAGGUGCAUUAACACUGAAUGUUUGUUCAAGACAUUUAGUUUCUCUAAUAGGCUCUCAUUCUUCUCUUAUUAUUCUUCAUUAUCUGGAGCAUUGUGGGUGUACGGCAGCCAAGCAUUAGUUCCACUUACCGAAUUACCCUCAUUGUUCCUGUUACCUGAUUUCGACUACGGUUUCCUGGCAACGUUUCCCUGAUUGUUGUCAGGCAUCACCUAAGGAUAGUCAUAUGAUCAACUUCGACCGGCCGAAUCACGGCCUUAAUGUUUUCAUACGAUUUUUAUCCUACCCGCUGCAAUAUUAUGUGAACGGACUGUCAGAAUAGGACACGAUACUUUCAUAUAUGUCUCGAUCUGCGCUUCGUUUUACAAAAAACCUACGGGAUAUCUAUCUCUUUUCAUCUGGCAGUAUUUUUCUAGUACUUUUUAUUGCAGUUAUCAUGUUAUUCGCGGAGUACGUCGACACAAAGAGCGCGCUUACAUUGACAGUGCAACUUUCGAAAGACUAUGGUGACUGCGGUGUUACUAUUAAUCAGGAUUCGGUAGCGUUACGCACCUCCCUUGGCGCAUACCGUGUGGAAUUUUCUGGACUCUCUAUAGCUUGCGUUACUUGCCGCAAUUUGGAAGCACUUUCCGAAGAAAUCAUGUGUUGUACCUUUGACGCAACAAAAAAGCAGAGCGCGCAUGAGCCAUGCAAAAUUCUAAGCACAGUCGAACGGUUACUUGUCGAUGGUGAGGCUUUACUUUGCAAAUUCUGUCAGAAUGACGUGGCGAAAAUUAAACAUGUCAAAAAUUUCAAACUUCAACCACCAGCGUUUUCCCUCGAGGAAAACUGUUUCGCAUCAGAGGAAAGCCAAUUCUGCCAUCCUGACAAUUCCGAAGAACAAGAGACGCACUGCAUUGACCUUCAACUUAUUGAAGCAUUUCCUGAUCCUACUUCACUGAGUCGCUCCAAUGGCCUGCAUUCAGGGGUAGAAGUCCUUCUCAGUUCUGAACUGAUAGAACUCGAAAGCUUUAAAGAGCAGUCUGGUAAAUACCUCCACUGUUCUAGGUGCUUAAUUGCACUGGGACGAAAACUCACAAUCGGAUCAUCGGAUCAGUAUGUGCUAUGGGCCAAUUGUCUCGAUGUACUCACAGAAGAGCUGGAUGUGGACGGAGCGUUUUUGCGCCACAUCGAGAAGCCACUGUUGAAUGAAAUGGACUUUUACGCGAUGUUCAUCGCCAGUCUCGUCGAGAACCAAUGCUACCGAGUUAUUAUCUCAGCCAUCACAUGGCACGGAUGUGUAGAUUUUAUGCUACUUGUAAAACCACUCCAGCUUUACUCGUACCGCUGCACCGUACAAUCCACUGUUCAACAUGGUCGUCAAUGUUCCUGCUCUUGCAAUCAUGUUUAUCUCAGUGCUCGUAUCAACGGGAUACUAGUGGUUCGUCCAUAUACCCCAAUAUCCCUUGAUGAACAGAAGGGUUAUGUCGAUUUUGUUAUUAAGGUCUACAAAUCCAACACUCAUCCCAAUUUUCCGAAUGGUGGGAAAAUGUCACAAUACUUGAUGAGCCUCCCCUUAAAUCAGUACGUGGAUGUUCGCGGCCCCGCUGGAAAUUUGCAUUACAAAGGAAAUGGGUUGUUUGCAAUCAAACCUGACGCCGCCAGCCCCCCACGAAAUUACCAAGUCACUUACGUCAGUAUGGUUUGCGGUGGGUCCGGAAUCACCCCAAUGUUUCAACUGCUUCGCUACAUUCUGACCAGGAAAAACGACAAAACUAAGUUAGCAUUAGUGUUUGCCAACAACACCGACAAGGACAUCAUCUUGCGUGAUGAACUCGAAGAUCUCCAGUCAAAGCAUCCACAGCGAUUCCGUGUGUGGUACACGAUCACUGAGGCACCUGAGAACUGGACCUAUAGCACCGGCUAUAUAUCUGAGCAGAUUCUGUCGGAGCAUAUCUAUCCACCUGGUGAUGACUCCCUGGUGCUUUUGUGUGGUCCAACACCCAUGGUUGAAUUUGCCUGUUAUCCAAGCCUGGCCAAGCUGAGUUAUCCCCGUGAUAGAAUUUUCGCCUAUUGA